AUUCAAGACAAAAAAAGAGUGAGAUGGCCAGCCUGCAGCAGCAGCAAGAGGCUGAUGCAACCGUGCCGCCCUCAGGAGGUGGAGGAAGCAACCGCAUAGUGGCUUUCAAUGUGGAAGGACUCGGCCUGCCGACGUCCCUCACCAGUAACAACAGCAGCAAACGUUUUGAUCAAGAUGACCCAAAAGAUAAGAAACCUGGAUGGAAAAAGUUCUUGUCGCAUGUAGGCCCCGGUUUCCUUGUUUGCUUGGCUUAUAUAGACCCUGGCAAUAUGGAAUCUGACAUUCAAGCAGGAGGUACGUACGGAUACGAGUUAAUGUGGGUAAUUCUGCUUGGAUUGAUCUUCGCUCUAAUAGUCCAAUAUCUUGCAGCUAAUCUAGGCGUAAGCACAGGCAAACAUCUAUCUGAGUUAUGUAAGGAUGAAUAUCCAAAAGUCGUGAGGUAUUGCCUAUGGUUGCUAGCAGAGUCCGCCGUCAUAGCUGCUGAUAUCCCUGAAGUAAUUGGGACAGCCUUUGCAUUGAAUAUUCUGUUCAAACUCAAAGUAUGGAUUGGAGUCCUCUGCACAGGCCUCAGCACUCUCGUAUUUCUUAGUUUACAGAGAUAUGGGGUGAGGAAACUGGAAUUUUUAAUAGCAGUGAUGGUGUUUCUAAUGGGUGGAUGUUUCUUUGGAGAAAUGAGUUAUGUGAAGCCCCCAGCAGAUGCUGUGUUGAAGGGAAUGUUCGUGCCAAAGCUCAAUGGCCAAGGAGCCACCGGCCUUGCCAUUGCCUUACUGGGUGCCACUGUUUCCCCGCACAAUUUAUUUCUCCAUUCUGCUCUUGUACUUUCUCGAAAAGUACCUAACUCUGUUCAGAGUGUCAAUGCUGCAUGUCGGUAUUUCCUUAUAGAAACUGGAUUUGCAUUCUUUGUUGCAUUUCUUAUCAACGUAGCAAUGGUAUCUGUACCGGCCGCUGUCUGCUUCAGCCCAAGCCUCUCUGUGGGAGAUAAGGAUAACUGUAACAAUCUCACACUUGACUCUGCUUCCUUCCUUCUCAAGAAUGUAUUAGGAAGCUCAAGCUCCAUUCUCUAUGGUAUUGCCAUGCUUGCCGCAGGACAGAGCUCUGCAAUCUCAGGCACCUAUGCAGGGCAAUUUAUAAUGCAGGGGUGGAAGAGGAACUUGUUGACAAGGUCCAUUGCCAUUGUACCAAGUAUUUUAGCUGCCACCAUUGGUGGGGCUCAAGCAGCAGGCAGAUUGAUCAUCAUCGCAUCGAUGAUAUUGUCCUUUGAACUCCCGUUCGCUCUCAUCCCUCUUCUUAAAUUUAGCUACAGCAGCACCAAGAUGGGACCACACAUCAAUUCACGAGUUAUCAUUGCAAUAUCUUGGGUACUAAGCUUGGGAAUGGUUGGCAUCAACGUAUAUUACCUGAGCACAGGCUUCGUGGGUUGGUUGAUUCACAGCCAUUUACACAAGGUCGGUAAAGUGUUCAUUGGAAUCCUAGUUUUCCCUCUCAUGGCAAUCUACAUCCUUGCUGUCAUCUAUUUGACCUUCCGAAAGGACACUGUAGUUACAUAUGUGGAACCUACGAAGCCAGAUCAAAUGGAAAAAGGACUUGACCAGAUCGACCAAGGUGUCCCAUUCAGAGAGGAUUUGGCUGAUAUUCCAUUGCCAAAUUAGCUGCAUCCCGUUGACCCUUUGGAGGAUUCACUUCUUCUAACAAGGGUAUUUUAAUUUCUUGCCUUUGUGUUAUAAAGGCAAAUUACAAUU
Molecule: messenger RNA, 1739 nt
Organism: Rubroshorea leprosula
Lineage: Eukaryota; Viridiplantae; Streptophyta; Magnoliopsida; Malvales; Dipterocarpaceae
Source: the annotation of a GenBank genome assembly